Messenger RNA from Neomonachus schauinslandi (Hawaiian monk seal), 314 nucleotides. Its product is annotated as costars family protein ABRACL-like. Gene Ontology annotation, biological process: regulation of actin filament-based process. Lineage: Eukaryota; Metazoa; Chordata; Mammalia; Carnivora; Phocidae. The record is from RefSeq and is a predicted model, not a curated record. Bases 69 to 314 code for a protein of 81 amino acids. The transcript has a single exon.
AUAACUGGGUCCAGACCGAUGCUGCACCAGCUUUUCCUCAGAAAGGAAAAAGAGGCGGAUAGGCAGCAAUGGAUGUGGAUCAUGAAAUUAACCUCUUAGUGGAGAAAAUUCAUCGUCUGGGUUCAAAAAAUGCUGAUGGGAAGUUAAGGAUAAAAUUUGGGGUCCUCUUCCGAGACGACAAAUGUACCAACCUCUUUGAAGCAUUGGUAGGAACUCUCAAAGCUGCAAAACGAAAAAAGAUUGUUACAUACCCAGGAGAGCUACUUUUGCAAGGUGUUCAUGAUGAUGUGGACAUUAUAUUGCUGCAGGAUUAA